CGCACCGUCCCACAUUCCUUUGGCACAAGUUGACUUCUUGAUGAGCUAGUAUACCAUAUGCUUGCUGUCUGGUGUUGUGUUGUCUAUUAUUCAAGCAUACUGUCGCCCUGGCUUCCUUUACUCGUGCUCUUGUUCGCCGACAGGCCUUCUUCACGCACCGGCUGCUUACCAGACGAUUGAGUACACCCCGAGUACCUUUUCUUGCACAAUCCUAUAAACAUCUUUCGACUGUCAAAUAUCUGAGAUUGCCCACUACUCAGUCCCAUGGCCGAUCAAACGGCAAUCAUCCGGAUCUAGGCCUCCCAUCACAAACGGCGCCCGGUUCUGGCAAUGUGUGCGCCCACAAGAAAGCGCAAAGGAAGAAGGAAAUACGAAAUUUUCACAAGACAGCACUCCUUGCCGUGAGGAAGCGGCGAAAUAUACCACCGUCCAAGACGGAGCUGCGAAGAGCGCGAGCGAAGAUUGUCAAGAUGAGCCAUCACGAUCAUGGACUGAAAUCUGUUGGUGUACGGACGAAUUUUCACGCCCAGUUUAUAACUACACCAACCUCUGAUACUCCCGGAACUAGUCUACUGUUGCACUUUGACAGCAAGAGAUAUCUUAUUGGACAACUAGCUGAGGGGACACAAAGAGCGUCCAUCCAGCGCGGACUAGGCCUGCGGAAGAUCCGAGGGCUGUUCUUGACCGGCAAAACUGAAUGGAACAAUGGAGGGCUGAUAGGUACGAUCCUUACCAUGGCUGAUGUACAGCAGGGUGAGGUUGAAAGCGAUGGCUCGAACCAACGACCGAGACUCAAUAUCUACGGAGGGCCGAAACAACUUCAAUCUCUUGCCUGCGCUCGAAGAUUUGUGUUUCGCACAGGGAUGCCCCUUUCCGUUCACGAAUUCGAUGCAGCUAAACACAAAAUGCCUCGAAAAAUCCAUGAAGACGAAAACAUUCGUGCCUGGGCAAUCGCGACACAUCCUGGCGCCGAUACGUCUGCUGAUUCUGACAUCACCGACCUAUCUGAUACUGACCGCAUUCCUUGCGAGCAUGAGCUCGACGAGCUCCGUAGUGAAACCGAACAGGCUCUUCGCAGUAAAAUUGUGAACAAUAUGUUCGACUCUGGAUGGAAAAAAGAUCGACUUGUUGAGACCAAACUCAAAGACAUCAAUCUCCCUGCCCUAGUAUGGACAAGAAACCCAGAAACCAAGGAACUACAGCCCCACACAUGCCUCGACCAGAACAACAUUGGUGGACUAACGCUCGAUACUGCGGUGUUGGUACGUACCCCUUGGCCUGCGUCGACAGUUGAGAAGCUUCCUGAUGCAUCGGGACUUCCAAGCAAUGUCUCCAUGUCUUAUAUCGUCAAGGGGCAUGCGCAGCGCGGCGCCUUUUCGCCCCAAAAAGCGAAGGAACUUUCCCUCAAGCCUGGCAAAAAGUUUGCGGAGCUGGUUGCCGGCAAAAGUGUUGAAAACGAAAAGGGUGAAAUGAUUACACCAGACAUGGUUCUCGAACCAGGCCGACCGGGAAGAGGCAUCGCCAUUUUUGACGUCCCUUCGGUCUCCCAUUUCCUUUCUCUUGAGACACAAUUAGGAGACCAGGGUGAUGAACUCCUUGAGGGCGUCGAGGCGGCUGUCUGGGUGUGCAGAGGUAGUCUGCCCUUCAGCCCGCGUUUCCAGUCGCUGCUUCAUAAGUUUAAGUCCAUGAAACAUAUCAUAUCGCAUCCAGAUAUCAGCACCGAUUAUAUCACCCAAACAUCGAGUGCUCGAUCCUCGUUGAGGCUGUCCAAAAUUGCUUCGGAGUUCUUUACGGUCCCUCGAUACGACAAUUUCAAUGGAUACAAACCCUGUCGGCAUGCAAAGGGCAGAGAUUUACAAGACGUGCGGGCGAUGAUCAAAGUUGAUGACCCUGAGAUCGAAAUUGUCGCUGCAACGAGGGGAUUGAAGGUCAAUAUUGAACCAAAGCUUACUCUCGAUGACAGUGAAGUUCCGGCAACCGAAGACCUAGCGACAUUGGGUCUCGCGUUGGACCAAACGAUCAGAGAUUUAUUUCCCGAGGACAUGUCCCCAUAUCAGAGAUCUACGCCGGCCUCAUCUAGUGAUUUAGAGGAACCAGAAAUUCUAACGUUGGGAACCGGCUCUGCGGCGCCAUCGAAAUACCGCAACGUAUCUGCUGUCUUGCUUCGAAUGCCUCACGGAAUGGGCAACUACCUAUUUGAUUGUGGAGAGGGGACGUUGGGUCAAUUAAGACGACUAUAUGAUAAAGAGCAGCUGGACGAAAUACUGUACAAUCUCAAGGCUGUUUGGAUUUCACAUCUUCAUGCCGACCAUCACCUGGGUACCAUGUCAAUCCUUCAAGCUGCCAUGGCAGCUCGCAAAGCGCGUACAAGUCAGGGCGCGCCUCGUCCUGCACCUCCUUGUCUGAUUUCGGAGGAGAAUAUGAUUGACUAUAUGGACGAUUAUCAGACGGUUCUCGGGGCGCGGACAGAGUCUCUCUGCAUUCCUGUUGUCUGCCACUGGGCAAGAUCGCCUGCCAUGUCACUACGCGGGUUGCCAUUCGACCUUCGGCAGGCUGACGUCCCCAUUCGGGAAUUAAAAACGGUAAGAGUCAAUCACUGCCACGGUGCUCAAGCAAUCUCUGUCACGUUCAACGACGGGUUCAAGUUCUCAUACAGUGGCGACUGUCGACCGAAUGAAUCCUUCUGCCAGAUCGGCGCCGAUUCCGAUGUCCUUGUUCACGAGGCCACUUUCGACGAUGGCCUCGAGGGUGACGCGAAGGCCAAGAAGCACUGCACGACGGGAGAGGCAGUCGGUGUUGCUUUGGGCAUGCGGGCGAAGAACCUGAUCCUCACCCACUUUAGCCAAAGGUACCAAAAGAUCCCGGUGCUCAGCGGCGUAAAGAUGCCGGAGCGUGUGUCGGAAGAGGAGUUGCUCGAUGACGAUGACGGUGAAAUGACGGCCGGUCCUGGGAUCGGUGCACCUCAAGAAGAAGCGAGUGGAGUGUCUCAAAAGUCCGACGCUACAGCCUGGUUGGAUGGGGACGUCACUCGCAACCUGAACAUUGGUGUCGCUUUCGACCUCAUGAGAGUCAGAGUCUCGCAGAUCGCGUCGAUGAAGAAACUCUUCCCGGCGAUUUCGAGAAUGUUUGAGGUCGAACAGAUCAAGCGUGACAAAGAACGGCAGGAGGUCAGUGCCGCACUGAAGGCGAUCGAGGAGCGGAAGAAUGCCGAAAAAAUCGCCCGCCAGGAGGCCCACAGGAGAAGGUUCGAAGAGUCCCAGGCCAAGAAGAAGGCCCAAAAGGCCGCGAACCAGCAAAAGGGCAACAAGAGGAAGCUCGGGCAAGAGAGGGAGAUCGGUGGUGGUGGAGGAAACGGAGGACAAUCUACGGGUGCGACAAGUAACGGGAGCGCCGUUGCGCCUGACGGGGACAUGACGACGACCUCAUCAUCCCCACCGCGGACCCAGGCCCAGGGACAGGCACAAGCUGGUGAGAACGACACACGUUUGAAAUCGGAUGAGAAUGCUAAGCGUCUUCAGAAAUGUGAUGCCGGGGACGUCACGGCCGACGAUGAUGACGACGACGACGACGAGGGGACGACGAGUCCAGGUCAACGAGAGGAAAAGGAGCAGAAGAAGCGUAAACUCGACCCUGCGCCUGCCUAGAUUGUGCUCCCCUUUCCAAUACAACAAAGGUCCACGCCCGCUUCUUCUUCUUCCUCUCUCUCUCUCUGUCUCCCUUUGCGGGACAAGGGCACAAACGGACGGAACGUUGGACACCAAAGACCAAUUCCUCGCUCCAAAAACGAGCCAAGCCGACGGUCGAUUGGAGAAGAGAAGAAAAAAAAGGGGUACUUUGCUGUCGUGGUCAUUGUUGUUGUUGUGUCACUCCGUACUUGUGUGGAAAACGUUUCAGGAGGUCCAAGAAUCUCCUCCCUCCCUUCCAAACAGGGCUGGUAUUGGCCGAGUAGUACCACUCAGUUUUUGUACACCUACAUCACUCACUCUCCACUAAACAAGUAACUGAGUGAGAGCGGGUGCUUGCAUACACGUACCCACCUCCAGAGAGAGAGAGAGAGAGAGAGAGAAAGAAAAAAGGACAUGCUCUGUCGCUGCUCAUCGCGACCCUUUUUUUUUCCCCCCCACAAAAGACUCUUUUCUCUGUCGGUGCGGCAUUGUCGGCCUGAAAAUCAAAGUGAGCACCCUGUGAACAUGAUUUGCUACGUCAAAGCCAAAAUGCCCUCCUACCGACUGGGCACAUACCUACAGAGGUACUUCCCGGGGCGCGUGACGAAAAGGACGGUGGAAUCUAUUUUCUAAUACAAAAAAAACCCCCCAAUCAUCAACUCUCCAACUUUGACACAAAACACUCGCUUAGUCUGUCUCUGUCUUUGUUCGUCUGUCUGUCUGUCUACCUCAAACUCGAGAAGGAAAAAACAAGUCUUGGGGGGGUUGCAAAUUCAAAUGACUAGUCUACAAACAUAUCAUGAGGCCAUGAAGACAAAAAAAAUGCACUCUAGCGUUCGUUCUAAAGUGUCUUUUUCGCCCCAAGAAAACUCCAAGCAUGUCCUUCGAACACGCAAAGGAUUGACGGGAAAAGGGGGAAAUUUGGUGGGACGGAGGAGGGAAGAAAGGGG
Messenger RNA from Exophiala oligosperma, 4615 nucleotides. RefSeq lists its product as uncharacterized. The transcript has a single exon. Gene Ontology annotation, biological process: mitochondrial tRNA 3'-end processing. Gene Ontology annotation, molecular function: 3'-tRNA processing endoribonuclease activity. The record is from RefSeq and is a predicted model, not a curated record. The coding region runs from base 471 to 3644 and encodes 1057 amino acids. Lineage: Eukaryota; Fungi; Ascomycota; Eurotiomycetes; Chaetothyriales; Herpotrichiellaceae. Gene Ontology annotation, cellular component: mitochondrion.